GGAUUCGUGGGACAUCAUUUGGACCUGCGAUGGACUCCAGCGCGGGGGAAUAUGGCAUGGCUCGUGUCGGAUUGUUUUUGGUUUUGAUGGGGCUGUGGAGAUUUGGCGACGCUUGCCCCGCAUCCUGCACUUGCAGCAUCUCGCGGAUUGUUUGCAAUGAUUCCGUGCCAGGGAUCGAGGAUUUCCCCGUCCUCACGUUAGAUGACAUGGAAAACAUCACCGAGAUAUACAUUACAAAUCAAAACAGACUGUUUGACAUCAAUGACAACAGUCUGAGGCAUUACAUCAACCUGAGGAACCUAACAGUGAUGAAGACGAGAUUGACGUCUUUAUCGUCGGAUGCAUUUUUCAACAAUACGAGACUCCAAUAUGUAAAUCUCAGAGACAACAAUCUAUCGACGCUGUCGUGGAGAACGUUUCAGAGCUUCAACGCGACAUACCCGCUCCUGCUGUCCGGCAACCCUCUGGAUUGUGUUUGUGAGAACAUAUGGAUCAAACUGAGGCUCCUUGAAGAAACCGACAGUCCAGAUCUGACAUGCAUAGACGACCGAGGAGCGCCAAAGGCCUUUGCCAGCCUCUCUCCACCGGACUGUGUGGUUCCCAAAGUAGAGGUCACCCCGAAAUCUGUGACGAUGAUGCAGGGGAGUAAUGUCAAAGCUGUGUGCAGCGCCUCAGGCUCUCCUCCCCCUGAGAUCCUGUGGAACCUCGACUGGCUCUCCACCCACCACGAGAUUGACCCUUCGGAGAUGGAGAGCAGCAUCACCUUGACGGACCUGUCUCCUGAUGAUAAUGGGAAGGUGAUCAUAUGCAGUGCCGAGAACAUGGUCGGUCAGACCGAGGCUACCCUGCAACUCAAUAUUCUCUUUGCCCCCACCAUCCAGCAGCUGCUGGGGCCCGAGCGGGACCACCACUGGUGCAUCCCAUUCAGCGUGACGGGGAACCCCAAGCCCGAGCUGCAGUGGUACCACGAGAACGUGGCUCUCCUGGAGCAGGACUUCAUGCGCACCAGGAUCCACCUGUCCACCGAGAGCGAGGACCACGGCUGCCUGCAGCUGGUCAACCCCACGCACAUCCACAACGGCGUCUACAGGCUGGUGGCCAAGAAUGAGUACGGGCGGGACGAGAAGAAGGUCUCGGCCCAGUUCAUCGACCCGCCUUACAUCAACCACACAGAAGAAAACUUCUACGAAUAUCCUACUGAGUCCCCACUCCCUCCGCUGGACGACAGUGUCGCAGUGUAUGUGGUUGUGGGAAUCGCCGGCAUUGCUUUGACCGGCUGCGUUCUGAUGGUGAUCAUUCUGAAAUACGGAAGAAACUCAAAGUUUGGUCUUAAAGGCUCUUCCUCAGUCAUCAGCAAUGACGAUGACUCUGCCAGCCCUCUUCAUCACGUCUCCAAUGGCAACAACACCCCGUCGUCCUCGGAGAUGGGUCCAGACGCAGUGAUCAUUGGGAUGACAAAGAUUCCCGUCAUUGAGAACCCGCAGUACUUCCGUAACUCCGGCGGCAUGCUGAAAUCCGACACGUUUGUCCAGCACAUCAAGAGACACAACAUUGUGCUGAAGCGGGAGCUGGGAGAAGGAGCCUUCGGGAAGGUGUUUCUCGCUGAGUGCUACAACCUGACACCGGACCAGGAGAAGCUCCACGUAGCCGUCAAGACUCUGAAAGAGGCCAACGAGAGCGGCCGAGCGGACUUCUACCGAGAAGCCGAGCUCCUCACCAACCUGCAGCACGAACACAUCGUCACUUUCUACGGCGUGUGUGUGGAGAGCGACCCGCUCAUCAUGGUGUUUGAAUACAUGAAGCACGGGGACCUGAACAAGUUCCUCAGGUCUCACGGCCCGGAUGCAGUACUAAUGGCAGACGGUCAGCACUGCAUCCAGGUGGAGCUCACCCAGUCCCAGAUGCUGCACAUUGCCCAACAGAUUGCGGCCGGCAUGGUCUACCUGGCCUCCCAGCACUUUGUUCACAGGGACUUGGCAACCAGGAACUGCCUGGUGGGAGAAAACCUGCUGGUGAAGAUAGGCGACUUUGGCAUGUCCAGAGAUGUUUACAGCACAGACUACUACAGAGUGGGCGGUCACACGAUGCUGCCGAUCCGCUGGAUGCCCCCAGAGAGCAUCAUGUACCGGCGGUUCACCACAGAGAGCGACGUGUGGAGCCUCGGCGUGGUGCUGUGGGAGAUCUUCACCUACGGCAAGCAGCCCUGGUACCAGCUGUCCAACAACGAGGUGAUCGAGUGCAUCACGCAGGGCCGCGUGCUGCAGCGGCCCCGGACCUGCCCCAAAGAGGUGUACGACCUGAUGCUGGGCUGCUGGCAGAGGGAGCCCUACAUGAGGCUCAACAUCAAGGAGAUCCACAGCAUGCUGCAGAGCCUGGCCAAGGCCUCGCCCGUGUACCUGGACAUACUGGGCUGAGGCGCCGCUCUUCUUGUAUGUACUCCUGUGUGUGUGUGUGUGUGUGUGUGUGUGAGCGCUGGGGCUUCGAGCGUGGGUGAGUGGUUGUGUGUCUGUUUGCACGCGAUGGAAGCAGGGUGAAGGUUUGUGGCUGUAAAUGUUCCUGUAAAUGCUAUCGUCCUCGUCCCCAUCACAUCGAGAAGAGCUUUACACGUUGAGUGAUUUUGGUUCGGUUAUUCCUUUGCAGACGUCACUGCAGGCAUGUUUUUGUCCGUGGAAACCAAAACGCGUGCAUACGUGGAAGGCGUACACGAAUAAAGGAAACCCGACCAUCAGAAAUACUGAUCUCUGGGUUACUCUCUACGUUCACCGCAUUAAAUCAUCUCGUGUAAUCCAUUUAUCUGGGAGUGAAAGGGAAGAUAGUGUGUCUCCAUAAUGGACAGCGUGCGGACACGACUUUGUAGAUAGAGCUUUCUCUCCUUUCGACACUCGGCAACACAUUCUGCAGGAAUAUUCAAAAAGAUACCCAUCGAGUUACGGAUUUUUCUUUUUUAUAUUUCAGACUAUUUUAAUAUUUGUAGAGUUUAUAAAUGUUGACUCUGUUUUCAUACCUCACUGUUGAUUUCAAUUUGUGCUUUCCUCGACAUCCACAUCGACAUUUCUUCCAACCAAAUCCACUCCGAGGUUGUACAACGACAAGGGCCAUCACUAUUCCCAGUAACGCUAUCGUCACACGUCAUAUUCAUGUAAAUAGCUCCACAUCUAAAUCUACAAAGCGAUGUUUUAGAAGUUGUCGGAGUGCUCGGCUGCGUUUCACGACCUUUUCAUUUGAUGUACCUGAAGCACAGAGAAUGAAGGAGGUGUUGAGAGACAAAAAAAGAAAGAAAGAAAGAAGAUGAGCACAGUGUUGUUUUACUUUCUCAUUCACCAGCGAUGCCAUUCAGCAAACCUCUGCUGUUCGGUGGCCCAUAUCUAUAUAAAGUGACAUUUUUCCUUCUUUUUCCAAAAAGUUGUGGCUGUUGUUGAGAUUUGUUUGAUCGGAGAGGAUUGGAUUCGUUCUCUGGGUGGUUUUGUUCAACUGUGCGCUGAUUCCCGGCUUCAUUUGUUUGCAGCACUUUGCUUUUCGUUCGCAUUGAACACGUUUGCUUGUCGUUUGUUUGCGUGUUCUGAAGAUGUAAUCUUUAGUUCUUAAUAGCAGGCUGAGAGGCCACAACAAAAGGAUUCAUUAAGAGUCUGAUUGCCCUCAAAGAGUCCCAGAGGUGCUUUCCUCUCAGCCGGGCGGGGGCCGAUGCAGCUGCUGGCUUCGGGCAUCGCUAAAGCACAUUUCCAUAAGCUGCCUGAUGAACGGUUUUAAAACGCGUCCCUGUAGUUUGUCUUUCUCCCCCCAAAUCAUCUCAAGUGGUCUGUUUCCAGAUUUGAAAAAAAACAAGAAAAAAGGGUAAAAUAUUAAAGCAAGUGUGGCGGUGCGAGUGGACGCACCGCGUUGACCUUUGCAGAGAUUACUGCUUCUCAAUGACCCUCAUGCAUUUCCAUAUGGAGACAAUACGUUACGCUGAGUGCACUUUGUAGCGUUACUUACCCCCCCCCCCCUCUAAUGCACAACCACAGCGGCUGACCGCUCUCCGCAUUGACCUCGACUGCACUUACUUACCAAAACAUUUCAGCCCAUAAAGCGAGGCGAGGCCCCGCCUCCGUCCACCCGGCGUCGGUUCUGUUUAACGGCCACGUGUCUGCUGUACAUAACCCGCCGUCCGUUCUGUACAGUUCUGAUAUCUGUCUAUACCAAUAGUAGGCUAUGUUUAAUAGUAUAAUCUGUUUUAAGCAGGUAUCAUGUCAAAAAUCCUUGUGACAUCUAUUGAAGACAACGCGUUAUGGGCCGCUGGCAAUACAUACUAUGUGUAAAUACGGUUUUAUUUGUGCUACAUUGUAUACUUUUUUGUGUGCUCGUUCAUAAUACCAGUGAGAAUACAAUCCUUUUUUUUUUUUUUGGGGCAACUUUUGAUCUGCAGAGGACUUUAUUUGAACAAUGUGUUUUUUCUCUGAAGAAAAAAAAAAAAAAAAAAAAAGAAAAAAGACGAAGAAGAGAAAUAAAGAAAACACGAUCUGUUUCCUCUCCACUGUGACGGGGAGCUCACACGGAGGCCGUCCGCCCGCAGGAGCACCACAGACUCUGGAUCUCUCCCGGCGGACGCGUGGCCCAUGGCGAGGAGGUCAAAGGUCACCUCCCGGUCAAGCCCACCACUCAACCUCUGACUGACUGUAGCCUAUUCUGAUCCUCUUUCAAAUGAAUAACUGUGACUGCAUCAUGAAUAGUAUAUUAUUUUGAAUGUAAUCUAGAAGGGUCGGAUCUUUUUUGAAUGUAAUCUAUCUUGAGGGGACAGGGGGAGGGGAGAGGGAGGGGUGGGAGGGGGGGCGUUGCAGAUUUUUUUUGUAAAUAUAUGGUAAAUGAAAAAAAGAUACAGUUUUCAUUCCUGUGCAGAUAACAAAUUUUACUUACAGUGUGAAUACAAAGAGAGAGAGAGAGAGAGAGAGUGCUUGUGUCAGAGAUGGUGUGUGUGCAUCUGAACACACAUCUUGUAUGCAAGAGUGUGUGUGUGUGUGUGUGUGUGUGUGUGUGUGUGUGUGUGUGCUCUUCUGGCAGAUUUAAUCCUGCUUUUAUCAGCCAGUUCUAUCAAUCAAUCCUAUGCUUUGUGCAUCAUGAGAGUAGCUUAUCUACAAUUAAUGGAAAUGUUCCUUGUGAUACUGUGCUUUUAAUAAAGGUGGUAUGUCUUACAAUA
Molecule: messenger RNA, 5170 nt
Organism: Gasterosteus aculeatus aculeatus (three-spined stickleback)
Lineage: Eukaryota; Metazoa; Chordata; Actinopteri; Perciformes; Gasterosteidae
Source: RefSeq, a predicted model, not a curated record